AUGGAAGAGCCGGGGACAAAGCCGCCGAGCGCUCCUCGCCAGCUGGCCCUGGAGAAGGUGUACCGGCUGGCCGGGGAUGGGGAGCAGACCCUCUCGGAAGGCCAGAAGAGAGAGCACCUGAUGCAGGUGCGCCUGGCCCAGGUGGAAGAGGAGAACCAGAAGCUCUUGGCCCAGCUGGCUGGUGGACAGUCCCAGGCAGACAGGACCACGCGCCAAGAGAGGGAGGUGAUGCUGCGACUCAAGGAGGUGGUGGACCAACAGCGGGACGAGAUCCGCGCUCAGGCCCACGAGAUCCUCAGCAAGAGCCGUGACGUGGAGGCGUUGCAGGAGCAGCUCAGCCGCUUCAUGGCUGUGAACGAGGAGCUGCGUCACAAGCUGGCCAUUGUUCAGGCGCAGUUGAAGAAGGCCCUGGAGGAGAAGGAGGGCCUGGAGAAUGCCCUCUUGGAGACCAGCCGGGAAGGCAACAGGCUGAACAAGGUUCGAGGGGGAAGAGAGCCCUCCAGACCAGGCACGGACCAGGGUGUAGCAGCAGCAGCAGCAGCCCCACCUAGUGAGGAGCCCCCUUGCAGACACCAAGGAGGGAGAUGCUUCUCCAAGGAAGAGCUUCAGCAGAUCCUUCAAGAGCGCAAUGAGCUCAAGACCAGCCUGUUCUUGGUGCGAGAGGAGCUGGCCUAUUACCAGCGGGAGCUGCUUAACAACGAGCGAAUCCCCAGCCUCCUCCUGGCUGCCAUGAAAUCGGCCAUCCGGAAGCAGCAGAAGAAGGUCCGUGCCAAGAUGCUGGGGACGCCAGAGGAGUCGGGGAGUGGUGAGGAAGAGGAGGAAGAAGGGGUGUGGCUGGCUGCACCGGACUCAGACACAGUGGAUGGCCCCGUGGCCCCAUCCAGGAUCAAGAGCUUUUUUGGCCUGUGGUAUCGCAGCAGCACAACCAGCACCAAAGACAGCUCUGCUGAAGCCUGCCCUGCGGCCUGGGAGAUUGUUGAUCCGCAGGAGGCUGGCCCAGAGCAAGUAGAGAAGGCAGAGGAGGAGAGGAAAGUGGCCUGAGUGGAAGCUCCCCCUCUACCCUGGAUGAAAUGGUUGGACCCGCAGAACUGUCAUGUCUGGGCUGGUGAUACGGACGAGUGGCUCCAAAGGGUCUGGGAGACCAGAGUUGCAUCAACCAUCACAGCAGCUGCCUCAGUCCUGGGGAGGAAAGCCUGCAGGCGGCAGGAAGGAGAAGCCAUCUGGGGGGCCAUGUUGUCCCCAUCAAAUCCCAUGCAGCUCACAGUGCCCGGGUGCCUGCAAGAGGCCGCGUUGCCUGCUGUUGCAGCAACAAUAAGCCAUGCCAUCGUUCCCAAGGGGCGUUUUACUUUUGGAUUGAAACACACGAUAAAAUAUGGAUCACUUCGAUGAGCACGGAAGUUGAAUUCGUUCUAUGCUCCGAGCUCCUUGUAAAAGGUCACCUUCAUGUUGCCUGCAAAAGCCACGUCUCAGAGGAUCUGUAUUUCCACAAGUUCUUCAUAAUCCCCUUCCAUGAGCCACUUGCACCAGUUCUUAAAGGCAAAGGUAAAGGUUCCCUUCCUCGAAAGCCAGUUGAA
Messenger RNA from Gekko japonicus, 1574 nucleotides. It is a transcript of the gene RILP, whose product is annotated as Rab interacting lysosomal protein. The record is from RefSeq and is a predicted model, not a curated record. Lineage: Eukaryota; Metazoa; Chordata; Lepidosauria; Squamata; Gekkonidae. Bases 1 to 1041 code for a protein of 346 amino acids. Gene Ontology annotation, biological process: cilium assembly. Gene Ontology annotation, cellular component: cytoplasm; ciliary basal body. The transcript has 8 exons. Gene Ontology annotation, molecular function: protein dimerization activity.